Lottia gigantea (owl limpet) is the source of this 1899-nucleotide messenger RNA. RefSeq lists its product as hypothetical. The coding region runs from base 1 to 1593 and encodes 530 amino acids. Lineage: Eukaryota; Metazoa; Mollusca; Gastropoda; Lottiidae. The record is from RefSeq and is a predicted model, not a curated record. The transcript is spliced from 6 exons.
AUGUAUGUCCAGGUAUAUUUCGUUAAAAUUGUAAUAUUAUUAGUUGUUAAUUUGUAUGUGGUCAGUGGAUUUGAGCCAAAAUUUACAGAUAUAAAAAUUAAAGAUUCUGAUGGAAACACUAUCCAAAUCCACAAUAACUUGACCUGUUAUGCAGAAAGGUACACUGAUGUGAGAUGUACCGAUUCCGGAUAUUACGUAGCGCCGUUAAUUUACCAUUAUGGAAUUAAACCUAUGGUAUUUCAAGAACAACAUAAUUGUACUAAAGACAAUCCCAGCGUGCUUCCGAUAGAAUGUUGUGUACCUGAUAGUAACGACUGUACAUUUGAGGAUACCAACCAUAUCAUACAAAUUUGGAAGAUUUGUGGCUAUUCGAGCCAUUGUAAAAGUCUUAUUGGUGGCCGAACCGAUAUAACAGAAGUUAAAAAUCACAACUGUGAUAAGAAGUUUAUAAAAGAAAGUGGCAUUACUACUAGUCAGUAUGCUUAUCUUAGAUAUGCUUGUUUACCAGAGAAAAUGGUAGUAAAUUUUGAUGGUGGAAAUGGUAAAGGGAUGACGUUGUUAUUAAAAACUAAAGAAGCGACCUACAACACUGGUAUCAAACUACAGUGUCAUAUUACUACAGAAAAUAAUAACGGUUUAUUAGUUCAGUUUGUCGAUGUUAGACUUUGUGGAGGGGUUACAAGAGUCUGUGAUCAAACUUUGACAAUAUUUAGGAAUGGGAAAGAAGCUGGAAAAGAGAACAAUGGAUCAAAAUUUGGGUUGGAAACUUGGUUUGGAUCGCCUGGUCAACCAAACGUGACAAUAACUUUUGAAAGACAGUCCCCAACAACAAAAUAUAAUAUAUUACUUUAUAUAACUAGCAUGAGAGGAUCCAGUGACAUCGAAAUCAAAUGUGACCAACCUUUACCAAUAACAACAACUACAACCACAACGACCACAACGACAACAACAGCACCACCAACAACAACAACUCCAUCAAGAGCACCAGCAACAGGUCCUACCAAAGCAGAAAAAGGGCAUGCAGAAAAAUCUCAAUCACCAAAUCCACUUUCUGAAGAUGGUGAGAUAGCGGGAGCAGGAGUAGCUGGUAUAUUAUUAGCAUCUUUAAUAUGUCACUGUAGAUAUAAACAUUUGAGAAACAAACGACAUAUGGAUGACAAUACUACACAGUUAAGUCCAUUAGAAAUACCUAAAUAUCCUCGACUUGGACCAGUUGGUGGAAACAGACAACCUUCUAUUGUUACUGAUUAUAUUGAGAGUGCAGAUUCGGUCUCUCAGGUGGCUGAACGGAAACGACGCCGGAGAAAGAAAAAAACAAGUGUGAUAUCUUUUGACAUUGUAGAUGAGGAUAACGCCUCAUCCAGAGCUGCGCUGAUACAAAUUCUGCUCAAGAAAUUAGAAGACCAUUCCGAUUUUGCUGUCGAAAUUCUAAAGCAUUGUGGCGAAAACGGUGAAGACGCUACAUAUAAACCAGGCACUCCAGAAUUUACAGAACAACUUAAAGCAGUUUUAGAAUCACUUGCAACUGAAACUUUAAGAGGAUCCCUUCACGAAUUGGGACAUUCUGGGGAUGGGGAGACCACUCUACUGUAGAACGAUGUCCUAUAGUCCACUGCGGCAAAGUUGUAUACAAUAAUAUAAUUUUUCAUAUAAGCUUUCAACGUUUUUAUAAUAUGUAUAUUUUAUUUUACCAAUUUACGCAAAUAUCACAAAAUUAUCUAUUCAUUUAUUUAAAGUAAUAUUUCGAUAAGAAUACUUACCCAGAGCAAAGGUGGAGGGUAUUUAUCACGCCCUGAACCAUUUAUAAAGUUUUUAGCCCCGUAAUAAUAUUGCGUGUUAAUAAAAAUAAACCAUAAUAACACCAUAAUAACUAUAUAUGAUAAUUCAAAUAAAUGUUUU